CCGGGUCCUCCGCUAAGCGAGCGGCUCGCGCCUAGCGUUUAGGGGGCGCCAGGGGGCCAACUGGGCGUCAAAGGCCUGGCCUGACGAUGACCUACCUACCUUACGUACCGGGCCGUGCUGCCACAUCAACGGACUACUCCCGACUUCCGAUCCUAGGUCGUUACCCUGCCGUCCUCCGUGUCCGAGUCCCGCUGCCGACGUCCGAAUCCACGUACCACACACCGACGAUCGAAGCGCGGAGCGCGUCUUAGUUUGGUUCGGAUCGCGCCACAACAUCGCAACUAUGGCUGUCGGCCUCAUCAACGGCCGCCUCGCUGCCGACGAGGAAGCCCGGGCAGAAGUUGACGUCCUUAACUCGCGCCUCGAAAAGACAUCCCAACUCACAAAGAAGAUUCAGGCCUGCCUGGCCAGGCUGGAUGCCACCGGCAAGAGUGUUCGGGAUGUUGCCGGACCUCUCAGUGGCGAGACUAAGAAGCUUCAGGUUCUGGGCAACAACAUCGACGCCGUUAUCGCCGCCAUCGAAAAAUUACGAUCCCCCGCCGACAGUAAGAAUGACGAAGAACAAAUCAUCCGCAUGGGCCCUGAAAAGGCCGGCCUCCCCAACUACCUGGCAUCUAUCAAGCGCCUGAACAAGGCAUUGAAUGACAUGAAGGCUUCCAAUCUUCGAUCAACGCAGCAAACUGUCGCCGACCUUCAGCGUCUAGUCAAGACCGGAAAUUCCCAACUCGAGAGUUCAUUCGACAAACUACUACGGAGCGAAACACCCCGAGCCAUCGAGCCUCUACACUAUCUCACCAAGAACAUGCCCUUCCCGGUGCUCUCCCAAGAAAAGAUCACCAGGCUAGGUCUCAUGAACUCGUACCUUACCGGGGUGCACCAACAGAACACUGGGGCAGGAAGCUCGCAAGAGUCGCCCGUCAUCAAGAUCUAUGCCGAAGUCCGGGCUCAGUACCUGCUAUCAACUUUGGGCAACCUGGCUACAGCAAGCACCAACACAGCCAAGAAAAAGACUCCAGAGGCAGUAUACAGGGCGGGCACCAACGGUAUGGGAACCUACGCCCAGGCCAUGGAGGGUCUAUUCCUAGCCGAGUACGACAACAUCUGCAGCAUCUUCAUGAGGGAGGACUGGGGCCCUGUCUUUCAGGCAACAUGCCAACCAGCCCUGGUGGAGCUGGGCAGGACCCUUCGGGAACUGAACAGCCACAUCAAGUCGCAUAUCACCACAGACUGCUACCUCGCAUAUGAGAUCGUCGAGAUCAUAUCCAGUCUGUCCAAUAACCUUGAGAACCGAACGGGCGAGCUGAAGAGCUCUCUUGCUGCGGCCCUGAAGCCCAUCCGGGAAACGGCCAAAUCAUCGCUCGUCGACUUGCUCGAGGAGACCAAGCGCCAAGUCAACAGCCUGCAGACGCUGCCCGCGGAUGGCGCGCCCACCCCGCUCGCAACACAAACCAUGCAGCGGUUGCAGUCCAUGGUCAACUUUUUGCGGCCCAUAUCCAGCAUCAUGAUUUCCAUUGGCGAUGGCGGCUGGAAGUCGGCCGCUGCAUCCAAAGGAGGGGCUACCGAUACCAUCCCCAGCCUCGUUUCGUUCGAUGUCGGUGCGGACGGGCAAGAGAUCUUUGCCCACUACUGUGCCGACACCAUCGAGACCCUCCUUUCUUCGCUGGAUGCCCGUGCCCGUGUCCUAUAUCAGCAGAAGAAGGCAGUCAUUGGUGUGUUCCUGGCUAACAAUGUCACCGUCAUUGAGCGUAUGAUCAACGAAUCUGGCCUGGUUACCCUUCUCCAGUCUCGCCUCCAAGUGCUCGACGUAUGGAGAAAGAAGGCCACUGCUCUCUACACCGAGACCUGCAAGGAAAUCAGUAUCCAUCUGUUUGACACGGUCCAUACCAACCGCACCGCACGCCCGGGUUCCGGUCAGGGCAUGGUAAGCUCGGCUUCGAUCAUGAAGGGCCUCAGCUCCAAGGAUAAGGAGAAAAUCAAGGGCAUGUUCACAGCCUUCAAUUCCGGCUUCGAAGACAUGGUUGCCCGUCACAAGCAGUUCACCAUGGAGAAAGAGGUGCGCCAGAUGCUUGCACAGGAUGUUCAGCACAUGCUCGAGCCGCUUUACAAUCGAUUCUGGGAUCGUUACCACGAGAUCGACAAGGGAAAGGGAAAAUACGUCAAGUACGACAAAGGGUCGAUCGCUGCUGUUUUCCGCAGUCUUUACUGAUUGCACUUUCUGCGCGGUACAUUCGGAUCAGGGCUCUAUCCGUACGUCCAGUGCAAUUG
Messenger RNA from Neurospora hispaniola, 2265 nucleotides. RefSeq names its product Cullin repeat-like-containing domain protein. Gene Ontology annotation, cellular component: exocyst. The transcript has 2 exons. The record is from RefSeq and is a predicted model, not a curated record. Gene Ontology annotation, biological process: exocytosis. Gene Ontology annotation, molecular function: phosphatidylinositol-4,5-bisphosphate binding. Bases 284 to 2206 code for a protein of 640 amino acids. NCBI's taxonomy places the organism in Eukaryota, Fungi, Ascomycota, Sordariomycetes, Sordariales, Sordariaceae.